AUGAAAAUGAACGAUCGAAAUGAAGAGGAUGAAGGAAAAAGAAAAGGAAAAACUCGCCGAUUCCAUUAUACGAGUACUGAUAUUCGAUACUGGGCCGCUGGAUUAUUCAGAUCACGUCGAAAAUAUGAAAAAUCGGUUAUAACGAGAAAGAAAGAUAGUCGAAUGAUAAAUGAUAUUAAUGAAAAUGGAACUACUGAAGCACAGUCAUCAUCCCUUCUUAAAGAUACGACUAAGAAUAAUGGAAGGAAUAUUGAAGUAAAUCAAGAACGUACCCGCUUAACCGAUAAUUCAAGUGAUCUAAUGUGUUAUUUUAAAGAAGAGAAACAUCGCAGGUACCAUUUGUAUGAACGUUCAUUGCGAAAUAAUGAACAAGAAAAUCGUCAGCAUUUUCGAUCGAGUAAUUUUUCAUUAGCUGCCAGUGCAAUUCCGAAUUCUCAACAAAUUCGUCAACUUUCAGAACCAAACGUUAAUUUGGUGAAUGAUCGUAAAAUCGAUGAAUAUAAUAAUUAUCUACGAAUUAUGGAAGAAGAAAAAAAUUAUGAAAAAUUAAAAGAAUGGCAAAAUUGGAUGCGAGAACAACCGAUAAGCGUACUUAAACUCGAUAAAACUGAACGAUUAGUCUUAAAAAUUGGUGGUUCGUUUCAACUUUUCUUUUUUUCCAAUUUCACUAUUUCAUAA
This is a messenger RNA of Dracunculus medinensis (Guinea worm), 678 nucleotides long. The record is from the annotation of a GenBank genome assembly. NCBI's taxonomy places the organism in Eukaryota, Metazoa, Nematoda, Chromadorea, Rhabditida, Dracunculidae.